Molecule: messenger RNA, 1081 nt
Organism: Toxotes jaculatrix (banded archerfish)
Lineage: Eukaryota; Metazoa; Chordata; Actinopteri; Toxotidae
Exons: 5
Coding region: 282-725 (147 amino acids)
Molecular function (GO): cysteine-type endopeptidase inhibitor activity
Source: RefSeq, a predicted model, not a curated record
GUGGUCUUCACUGGCUUGUUAAACAUACCAGAUUUAACGCGGUUCACUAACAACACCCUGUCCCUCCCUCCACCUCUCUUCCUCACUCACAUUAUUGCUCUCAGUCUGGCUCACUAUUGCUUCAGCAUUCACUAGCGGGACGCCUGCAAGUUGGUUGGCAAGUGGUUCAGCUCAAGUAAAGUGUCCUGUUUUAUCUGACGUCUUUUCCUGAAGAUCCAUCUUCCACUAGCCCUUUCCUUGUGAAGAGCACAGCACAGUUUGGUGGUGGUCUGCAAGUGAAGAUGUCUCUCCCAGUGUCAUUGUCAGUGCUGAUAUGUCUGUCAGUUGUCCAGCUGUGUACGGGAGAUCAGCCUGUGGAGGAAGUCAUUGUGAAAAGAAAACAUAAUCUUUUGGGUGGCUGGUCUGAGAGGAGCCCAGAGUCAGCUGAGGUUCAGGAGGCAGCUCGACAUGCUGUGAACAUGUUCAACAAAGACUCCAAAAACAAGAGGAUGUUCAGACUGGUCUCUAUCACCUCUGCUGAGAGUCAGGUGACCAACAUGAUCAACUUUAAGAUUGAUGCAGUCCUGGGAAAAACUAUGUGUCUCAAAUCUGAAAAACCUGAUUUGAACAGCUGCAGUCUUGACAAAAAGCAAAGGAAGUGCCACUUUGAGGUGACUUUCAACCCCCGCAAGGGGACACAUGAGCUGAAGACACGAAAAUGCAGCAAACUCAGGGAGGAGGUCUAACUUUUUUUUAACAAAGUGAACAUUUUUACAGUUUAGCUCUAUGUAGCUUUGAAAGACUUCUUUCAUUGAUACAGUAUUGAUGUUUUUCAUGAAGAAAACCUUUUCUAGCUCGCUUUUCUAGUAGUGGAUGUGAGGGCUGAGAGAAGAUUAACAAGCUAUAACAGUGAUAUUACUGAAAUUAGUGUUGUGUAAUUAUUACGUCUUGUUCCUCAUUCACUUCUUUUAUAUCAUUUUUAUUGUUUUAUGGUUUGAUGUACUGUCUGUGCACUAGAUGCCAUUGUCAUAAACAUGUAAAACAACAGAUUUUUGCUCAUUUGAGUGAUUAAAAAAAAAAAAAAAACCCUCACCAUGAUAAA